GUCCACGGCGUGACCUUCAACCCGUACCACCCGGCCAGUCAGGGCGAUAGCACACCCGGCACAUCGGCCCGCUCCUCGCCGCGCCCCUCGCCGCGGCCCGUGGCGCGGCCAUUCUCAAGCCCAGCACCCAUUGUCGGGGAGGACUUACAGCCGCUGAUGUUUGCAACGUGGGGAGUCAAGCACGUCAAGUUCUGGGUCCGGUCCUGGGACGAG
Monoraphidium neglectum is the source of this 213-nucleotide messenger RNA. RefSeq lists its product as hypothetical. The annotation marks the transcript as partial. The transcript has a single exon. The record is from RefSeq and is a predicted model, not a curated record. NCBI's taxonomy places the organism in Eukaryota, Viridiplantae, Chlorophyta, Chlorophyceae, Sphaeropleales, Selenastraceae.